Sphaerulina musiva SO2202 is the source of this 3314-nucleotide messenger RNA. RefSeq lists its product as uncharacterized. NCBI's taxonomy places the organism in Eukaryota, Fungi, Ascomycota, Dothideomycetes, Mycosphaerellales, Mycosphaerellaceae. The transcript has a single exon. Bases 673 to 2811 code for a protein of 712 amino acids. The record is from RefSeq and is a predicted model, not a curated record.
CCUUACCUUACUGUACGGGCAGGGUAUGCUAUCGUCGCCACCACUCACUCCUCCUCCUCCUCCCACUACUACUACUACUACUACUGCUACUACUCCUACUACCACUUCCGCCGUCUCCGCCGCCGCCGCCGCCAAGACGACUGUCGCUAUCGCCCUGGACCAAGCAGACCCACUCCGCUGGCCUGUGUACCAACGGAGUUGCAUUUAACCGAAGUCCCUCACCAGCAUCUGCCGCGCUCGGAGGCGUACGCCGCAUAUACCUGGACAGGAAGAGGCACACGCCCGCUCUGUCGUCGUCGUCGUCGUCGAUCACAUCUCUACGGCUGCUCUUUCCUCGCACAUCUCCCGCUCUUUUGUCCCUGACCCAUAGAGCGCUGUAAUUAACAGAGAGGUGUGACGACGUCCAGUUAUAUCUUCACAGAGAGGUGUACCGGAGAGGGAGGUGUCCAUUGUUUGCCUAACCCACCCACCCACCACCACCACCACCCACCCUCGUCCUUCAUUGUGGCGUCGACGUCCCUCCGCCAGAGGAGCAAUACCGCUUCCCAAGUCGAAUCCGGUCCACCGACGGUCGCUUUCAACCUGGAGGAAACGAAGGACUGGCAUUCAGAGAGCAGUCGCUCUUCUGAUGCCGAGGAGACGGACGCCCACGCAUAUCCACACCCGAAAGCUAUGCGACCGGCACCGAGGCUACGAACGUGGAAUCCUUUCCGCCUGCUCUCCAAAAACAGCUUCGUAUACCAACAGAUACCCUCUCUCUCCGCCGACAGUCUCAAUGCUGUCGCGCGGGAAUGGCCGCAGGGCGGAAUCCCGUGGAGGGAUGGGAAGCGGAGGAGAUGCGGUGUCGGGCGAAUCUCCUUCACUCGCACUCUAUUUCUGGCAGUCGCUGCCCUGUUCGCAAUAGUGCUGUUGGGCGGUGGAGGCUACCACCAGAGAAGAAAGUGGCAGCUGGACCGGGAACGAAACCCGGAUGUGCCGUUUGAGUGGAUGCACUAUUCACGCCUCAAUGGUUUUUACAAUGGCGUACGGACCCUCGUGCCCUACUCGGAAUGGAUCCCGGAGAACUCGUGGAACAAGAGCGCACCCAACACAUAUGUCAGCCCCGAAGACUUGGGGAGACAGCGGCUUUCCGCUGAGCCACCCAUGGAUCCGGUCAAGUUCGACCCUUACCGUGAGCACCAGAUCCAGACGUGCUUCCUAGACGAGGAGGAGAGGACACAGGUACCCGACGUAUACGCCUACCCCGGCAUCCCGCAGCACAUGGCGAAGCCAUUCUAUGGCGACUACGAAACUCUGGGCUUGGACGAUGGAGUGUGUUUCGAGCGUUACGGACGGUAUGGACCCUACGGCAUGGGCUACAACGAGACCAUGGGGGGUCUGGGACCAGGCGUGAAUGCAGAACACGCGGGCAGCGACAAAGUCUGGCAAAAGAUGGGUUUCGUCAACUACACGAAUGUGGACUGGGGAAAGGCGCAGGAGAGAUGCGUCAAGAAGAACGCAGAUCGCUUCGCGGUCAACCCGACGACUCUCACAAGAAAGAGUGGACGACAGGCCUAUGUGCUUCGCACCUGGACGGGAUUCGAAUAUGGCCCCAACCAGAUGUACGCACUGAGAGCAAUGAUCUCGGAGCUGAACCUCAAGUCAGGCGGCGAGUAUGACGUCCACUUUUUGGUGCACGUCAAAGAUAACGGCAUCCCCAUCUGGGCCGAUCCGCUCGUGUAUCAGGCGACACUGGAGGCGAAUGUUCCCAAAGAGUUUUGGGGGUUGGCAACACUGUGGUCAGAGAAGCAGAUGGAAAUGUACUAUCCCGAGCCAUUUCCCGACAACUUUGCGAACAUGGCGGGUAGCAGCAUACAUGGUGUGUACCGAAGCGCUCACUUUGCGCUGCAAUGGUUUAGCCAGCAGCACCCAGAGUACGACCACUUUUGGAACUGGGAGAUGGACAUGAGAUAUUCCGGCCAUUACUACCAGUUCAACGAGAAGGUUGCAGAGUGGGCGAAGAAACAGCCUCGCAAAGGUCUAUGGGAGCGCAACAUGCGUUUCUACGUCCCUCAGUACCAUGGAUCGUGGCAAAACUUUACGGAGUUUGUAGAGGCGGAGAUUGAGCACGUGGACAAGCCGAAGAACAACGUCGAGCAAAGUGGUCCUAUCCCGGUAUGGGGACCGGUCCGCGACUUCCCCAAUGGAGGCAUGCUCGAUCCUCCUGACAACGUGACCCCGCUCAUCACCUACGAUAUGGACAAGUAUGACUGGGGGAUCGGUGAGGACGCUGACCUGCUGACUUUCAACCCCAUAUUUGACCCCUCGCAAACGAAUUGGGUCUUUAGCUGGGACGUCACGGGCUACAGAAGAGACAUGCCACCGCCACCGCGACGAUCUGCUAUUGUCACUGUUUCACGUCUGUCCAAACGACUUCUCAAAAUCAUGCACGAAGAGACGUGGCGAAUGAGACAUACCAUGUUUCCCGAGAUGUGGCCCCCUUCUGUUGCACUCCACCACGGCCUCAAAGCAGUGUAUGUGCCUCAUCCCGUGUAUUUCGAUCGAGACUGGGAUUUGGAACACAUGGUCCAGGUCUUCAACUAUCCGACGAACACGUGGGACUCGCCCUUUGGCUGGGGAGAGCACAAUAUGCUGGGAAGCAGCUUCUACUACAAUUCCGGCUUCUCGGGCGCGCUGUGGCGAAGAUGGCUGGGACAGCACGAGAACGGGGAAGGCGGACGUAAGCAAGAGGAGGAGGGCACGGGGAGAAUGUGUCUGCAAGGGACAUUGCAUCAUCCGAUCAAGCACGAAAACGCGCCCGAAGACUCAUAACAGGAGCUGCUUGCAAUCAGCUGGAGUGCUGGUUUUGUGCAUAUGUGACAGUAUCGAGCUCAUAUGGGCGGUGUUUGUUUGUUUGUUCGUUUGGCUGUUCUACUUUUUUUUUUUCUUUUUUUUUCUCCUUGUGGGCGUUCUUGUACAGCAUUUCACAGCAUUGCUGGGCGCACCCGGAAAUUUUUCGGCAUGUUUGGCAUGUCACACGUUGGUUGUUCAUCGUCUUUCCACAAGCAAAGACGACGACAACCUUCUGAUGUAUUCUGAUGGGGAUAUUGUUUUUUUGACAGGGCAGGCCUUUUCGAUGAACAACAGCGCUCGCCCGCCACCCCGAUAUGAUGUGUGGAAUAUGAGAUCCUUUGAACACAGAUCGAAAAGAAAAAAGCGCUUUUGCCGUUUUGGUUAGAAAUUCGGCGCUGCCCUGAGGAGGAGGUCGAGGGUGGUGGGUAUGGGUCGGUCGUGACUAUAGAUUUACAGCUAAGAUUAAUGCUAGUCAAUGGUUC